AUGGCGAAUGCAGAGCCUGCAGCCUGCAUCAAGAUUAUUCACAACGGUAGAGCGCUGAAUGCAAUAGGUCUGACCGAUGCGAUCAAGAAGCAGCUAAAAUUUUACGGUAUCACGGAUUCCAAGGUCGCCGUUGUGGAGCGUCUUUGGGAUCGACAGUACGGCAACCCCAGGGAAAACACACCAUCGCAGGCCCUCAGCAGUCAGCACCCGCAUGUGCGCGUCUUUGCGCAGGCGGACAAGGUCGAGACGCUGUACACGCUCCCCCAGCCAACCGGAGGUUCUGGGCCGGGGGAUACUGCAGCUUGCACUCCUGCGUGUACUAGAGGCAGUGAGCACCGCAUCCUGUAA
This is a messenger RNA of Pyricularia oryzae 70-15, 348 nucleotides long. RefSeq lists its product as uncharacterized. Lineage: Eukaryota; Fungi; Ascomycota; Sordariomycetes; Magnaporthales; Pyriculariaceae. Bases 1 to 348 code for a protein of 115 amino acids. The record is from RefSeq and is a predicted model, not a curated record. The transcript is spliced from 4 exons.